AUGAAAGGCUCUGGUAGUCUUGAAAUACGUGUAUUGUAGUUUCUCUAUGUAUAUAAAACAAGAACAAUUGAUAAUCUGUAUCUUUGGAAACCAACCAUAAUUCUCAGUUCCCCUCCUCUCUCAGAGUGCUCUCUCCCUCUCGUCAUCACGAGUAAGGCUAGAUCUAAUGAUCUGAUUUCAACGACGCCUCUGGCUACCAGAUCUGGUACUGGCAACCAUUUUUGCUUGGAUCUCGCUCUCUCUCCCUCUCGAGCUAAGCAGACGCACCUCCAUGGAAGAAGAUGGAUGCUCGACGUCAAAAUGAUGGAUGUAAGUUGACUGUAGAGAUCUGAUUUCCUGCUGCCUCUCCACCUCGUUUUCAUCAUGAUGUGCCCUAAACCUAAUCUGAUAUUCGGGAUUGUUUGAGAAGACCUAUGAGAAUCCCACUUACAAAAUUUUGUGAGCAACAAACUUAAGUGUUGAAACAUUGUUUGUAUUUUCUAUUUUUCGUCAAAGUUAUUAUUUUUUAUUUUCUGUUUUUGUAUGCUUAAUGUUGACUCUUUUGGUGGUAUUGUUAUGAAGGUGAAUCUGGAAAAAUAUGUUCAUUCUAGAAUCGUUACUCGAGUUCUUGGAUGGAUGGGAAGGUUGUGGAACUCUCCUAGGUUUAAAUGAUUAAUUUUCAUCCAAAGCAUGUGGUAUUAAUCGUGGACUUCGUCAAUGGGAGCUCAGCGGGCUCCCUCUUUUUACAUACAUAAAUUGCAAUUUGGACACUGAUGCUAAAAGGCAUAUUUUAUGUGAAAAAAUAUUUAAUCUAUUAAUAAACAAAUAAACCAAAAUAUAAUAAUGUCAUAUAUCUACUAUUCCUUUGCCCACCAAUGUAUAAAUGGUGGUGUUUGUUACAAUAGAGACUUCUGUAGAGGACAUGGACCCUAAUUUAGUGGCUGCAUGAUGGCUGUUUAUGCUUGCCACCGAAUUCAGUGUCCAAUGUUUCCAAUUGGCACCAAUAAGAUAGUGUUCUAUAGCUAUUUUCUAAAAAAAAACUAAUGAAAAAGGCUUGAAAACUUUAAGUUUUAACGAUAAGGAUAAAAUAAAGGGUAAAAUGAAUAGUAUCAGAAUUGACUUUUUAGUGUAAAAAUAUAAUUUUUCGUUAAAGUGAACACUACCAUGAGUUUUUUAUUAAAACUCCUAUUUUUCUAGUAGUGGGUAUACUAAGACUGCUAAGUACCAUUACACAUUGUCAAAUGACAGAACUUACAAGCCCAUUGUUGCUGAUAGUGAUUUUUGGAGUCUAGCUACUGUAUUGCCCCUAAAUAGAGUGGUACUUGUGUACACCGUUGAUGAUGUCCAACUGAUCAAUUCAGCCCCAAACAUUGAAAUUCAAGCUUCAGCAAACUCUUUUGACAUUCCUUACAUGUCAGCCCCAAACAUUGAAAUUCAAGCUUCAACAAACUCUUUUGACAUUCCUCACGUCUGAUCCUUUUGGCAUAUUUGAGGGAUUUUUGGAGCAAGCUUAUGAAGGAGAUCGGGAACAAGACAACCUUGUUGAGGCAGGUAUACAUAACAUGGAAAAUGAAGAGAGAGAUGGCGAUGGCAAUUCGGAAGAUUCAAAUUAGUGAGACUCAGACUAUGAACAAAGUGAUGUCGAUGACAACUUAUUUGACGACAAUUUAGAGAAAACUAAAGGGAAAAAUACCAAUGGAAAAUGCAAUGGAAAUAGGAAAGCAUCACGUAAUACUGAACCCUUUCCUGAUUUAGGAUUUGGAGAUGUUGAAACAAACUACGAAGAUUCUGAUGGCUUUAGAAGUGGUUCUAGUUCAUCAUCUGAAGGUGAACAACCAGUGAAGCGGAAACGUAGGAAGAAAAUGCCCAAAUUCAUUCCUUUUAGAAGUGAUUUGGAUAUGAAGAACUGGAAUGAUAUUUGCCAAUAGAAGGGGGCUCAGACAAGCAGUGACAUAUUAUGGUUGUGUGAAUGGAAGACAAAUAAGAUUCCCAAUAAGAGAAGGUUAUAAAGUUCAGGGUAAGUGUACAAAGGAGGGAUGUCCAUGGGUGAUUUAUGCAAGCAAAACAGAUGGGAGCCCUGCACUUAUAGUGAAGACACUCAAUGACGUCCAUACAUGUCCGAGAGAGCAAAAGCUCAGAGUAUGCACCUCAAAUUGGUUAUCACAUAGGUAUGCUGACUAUUUGCUUGACAAUCCUAAGUGGGAAGUGUCAAAAUUUCAACAAACUGUUCAUAAACAAUACAAUAUGCAUGUAACACCGGCUCAACUUUAUAAAGCACGAUCAUUGGCAGCUGAGAAGAGUGAAGGGGGCUUAUGUGGAGCAAUAUGCAAGGUUAUGGGAUUAUUGUGAGGAGCUCAAGCGAAGAAAUCCUGGCAGUACAAUUUUGGUGAAGACUGAAAUGGAAGGAGGAAGGCCUAGGUUUCAGAGGUUGUAUGUAUGCUUUGCAGCAUUGAAAAAAGGCUUUUUGGAAGGUUGUAGGCCAGUGGUGGGAUUGGAUGGAUGCCACAUUAAAGGUCCACAUCCAGGCCAGUUGCUUGCUGCCAUUGGUAUAGAUGCCAACAAUGGCAUGUAUCCAGUAGCAUAUGCGAUUGUUGAAAUUGAAGAUAGAAGAACUUGGACUUGGUUUCUCGAGCUACUCAUCACUGAUUUGGGUAUUGAAAAUGGGCAUGCUUGGGUCUUUACGUCAGACAAACAAAAGGGGUUAAUAAAAGCUGUGAAGGACCUUAUUCCAACUGCUGAACACAUACAUUGUGUUCGACACUUAUAUAACAAUUUCAAGAAAACACACGUUGGCAUUGCAUUGAAACAAAUUCUUUGGUCAGCAGCUAGAGCAACCACCAUUCCAGGAUUUAAAGCAGAGAUGACUAAGAUGGAAGUUGAAGACGGAUUGGCUAUAAGUUGGUUUGAUGACAAACCAGCAUGUCAUUGAAGCAGAUCUUAUUCUAGGACAUCAUCUAAGUGUGAUAUCUUGUUGAAUAUUCUAUGUGAGUCUUUUAGUAGUGCAAUAUUGAGAGCAAGAGAUAAACCAAUAUUAACUAUGGUGGAAAGGAUUACAACAUAUCUGAUGGUCAGAAUGGCAAGAAUGAGAGAAGCAGCGGAUAAGUGGAAAACUGAGGUUGGCCCUAGAAUAUUUAAAAUGGUUGAAAAAAAUAAAUUAGAAAGUGGUUCAUGUAUUGCUUGGUUGUCAGGUGAUAUGGAGUAUCAAGUGAAGCAUAUGAGUGGAGCACAAUAUGUGGUUGAUUUAGCGAAACACACAUGUACAUGUAGAAGGUGGGAUCUCACUGGAAUUCCUUGUGCUCAUGGAAUUGCUGUAAUCUAUAGAAAGGAGGACGAUCCAUACAAGUAUGUUCAUUCUUGUUACAAGAAAGCAGCAUACUUGAGAGCCUACACUUAUAUCCAUGCCAUGCUUAGUCAAGAAUUUUGGCCACCUACAAAUCACCAACCCGUUGCAUCUCCAAAGUAUCAUAAGCAAGCUGGUAGGCCAAAGAAGGUGAGGGCAAGAGAGCAAGAUGAACCACAACCACCAUCAACCUUAAAAAAAUUGCCUAAAUGCUUCAGCAAGGUCACUUGUGGAAUGUGUGGCAAGAAAGGUCAUAAUCGUACAACAUGCGGGAAGAGGCAACGACAAGCUUCACAGGCCUAUGGAGAAGCUGGGAGAGGACAAACUUGUGGGACAAAUGAAAUUGGCCAUAACUCACCAACUACUGAAAGUGGGCAAACACAAGCAAUGCAUGCCACUGGAGGAAAUACGGGAAGUGAAACUCCACCAAAUCAGGGACAAGAAAAAUCUGCACCUAAUGCAAGUUCUUUUGACCUAUGUCUUUGUCCCUUUCUCGUCAGGUUUUUUUUUACUUUUUUAUUGUUUGUAGGUUUCUAAAAGGGGUAGAGUGAAAAAAAAAUGCAAGAGGUAAGUCAAUGCACAAGUCAAGAAAACCACCUAAAAACCGUAGAAUCUGAAGAAAUCAUUUGAAACUUUAGACUUUUUGUUAAUAUUGUCAAUAUCCUCUUGGACUCGAUGGUACUGAGCACUGUGAUCAUGAUACUCACUAGAUCGAAGUGCAUGUUUAAUAAUGGAAUCACCAAAUGGAAAAGCAAAAUCAUAAGUUGGGUACAAGUUGUACUCGGACACAAUUCGAUGAUGUGGUGUAGAUUGUAGGGGUAAUAAAUAGGAUCUUGAAGAGAUUUUUUUUGGAUACUGCAUAUCCAGAGUUCUCCUCAAUGAAUGAUUAUGAUUUAGGUCACAAUUGACCUCGAAUGCCCAUUUUCUUCUCAAGAAUUUGAAAACGAAUUUGUGAGCUUAAUCAACAUCUAAUUGUGGACUAUCUCACCUAGAUAUAUCUACAAGAUGGUCAUAAUAUUAUUUGCUUGUUAUUACAAGCUCAAUUUCCCAAUUGUAGGCUAUUUCAGACCACUGGGAAUUACUUUUAAGCACACAAUUUUUCAUGGCUUAGCACAAGGUUAAGCAUUCUAUUCAUUGCUAAUUUUUGGUUAGGAGAAUCAUCUUGAUCCACAGGCAUGUAUCAUCAUGAUCAUUUCGGUUGACGUUUA
Molecule: messenger RNA, 4527 nt
Organism: Malus domestica (apple)
Lineage: Eukaryota; Viridiplantae; Streptophyta; Magnoliopsida; Rosales; Rosaceae
Source: RefSeq, a predicted model, not a curated record